GCGGCGAAUCUCCUGCUGGUGGCGGAGGUUCGUGAUCCAGAGCUGAUGGCGCCGCCGCAGCGCUGCCCUCUGUGCCGCCAGACUUUCUUUUGUGGCCGCGGGCACGUCUACAGCCGGAAACAUCAGCGGCAGUUGAAAGGAGCUCUGGAACGACUCCUGUCCCUGGUGGAAGCGGCCCGCAAGGCCAUCCGCGCCGCCCAGGUGGAGCGGUUCGUGCCGGAGCACGAACGAUGCUGCUGGUGCCCGUGCUGCGGCCGCGAGGUGCGGAGACAUCUGAGCCACGGAAACCUGACGGUGCUGCACGGGGGUCUGCUGGAGCACCUGGCCAGCCCAGAACACAAGAAAGCCACCAACAAAUUCUGGUGGGAGAACAAGGCUGAGAUCCACAUGAAAGAGAAAUUUCUAAUCUCCCCCCAGGACUAUGCACGAUUUAAGAAAUCUAUGGUGAAAGGUUUGGAUUCCUUUGAGGAAAAAGAGGAUGAGGUGAUCAAAGAGAUGGCAGCUCAGAUCCGUGAGGUGGAACAGAGCCGGCAGGAGGUGGUCCGAUCCGUUUUAGAGCCUCAGGCAGAGCCAGAACCAGAAGAGGGCUCUUCAGCACCAGGAAGCUGGAAGGAGACAAACAGCCAAAUAGCCUGCAGCUCACGACAGCCCUUACAGCUGGACCUGCAACCUGCUCCUGAGCUCGACUGGAUGGAGACAGGCCAACCUCUCACGUUCAUUGGUCGUCAGGAUACACCUGGAGUUGGUAACAUCCACUCAGGUGCCACACCUCCCUGGAUGAUCCAAGAUGAGGAACACAGCUCUGGAAACCAACCAAUAGGACCUUCCUAUGAAGAAUUUCUUAAAGAGAAGGAAAAGGAGAAACUCAAGAAACUCCCCCCAGACAGAGUAGGGGCCAACUUUGACCACAGCUCUAACACCACUGCAGGCUGGCUACCCUCUUUUGGCAGAGUGUGGAAUAAUGGGCGCCGCUGGCAGUCCAGGUAUGGGUCCAUUUGGGACUCCAGCCUGCCACUGUCUGGGGUUGUCACCAUCCUGUUAACCUUUAUUUCCUUUCAGGCAUCAGUUCAAAACUGAAGCUGCAGCAAGGAACAAACAGUCACAUACAGAAAAAAGCUGAUUAUUCCCAUCCAGAUACUCCUCUAGUCACCAGCUGAAAGUCACUCAUGUAUGACCAAAUACUUUACAACUUUAUAAUCGCUUCUCUUAAAAAAACGGACACACUCAUUCACUGGUGUAAUAAAGUUUUAUUUUUCCAAAUGUA
Messenger RNA from Dipodomys ordii (Ord's kangaroo rat), 1264 nucleotides. RefSeq names its product coiled-coil domain containing 84 (gene Cenatac). The record is from RefSeq and is a predicted model, not a curated record. The coding region runs from base 46 to 1077 and encodes 343 amino acids. Lineage: Eukaryota; Metazoa; Chordata; Mammalia; Rodentia; Heteromyidae. The transcript has 10 exons.